AUGAGCUCAACGAACAAUGAAAAGGAUGCCGAAUCGGGUGUACCCCUCAUGGCCAUGCCUAGAGCUUCAGACGUCGAGAAAGACCUGAGUGGAGCUCACGCUGAAGUCAAGGCGUCCCCUCGUUCAGCCGGCCAAGCAAAGAAGAUCUCUAUCCCCGCGUACAUCAUCAUCCCUAUCUGGAUGGCCUGUUCCAUCACUGUCAUCCUGUACAACAAAUACAUCUAUGACCCCCUUCAAUUCCCUUACCCUGUCUUUUUGACAACUUGGCAUCUUGCCUUCUCAGCCAUCGCUACCAGAGUACUGCUGAGGACUACCACCCUCGUCGACGGAGUCAAGGACAUUGAGAUGACUCGAGACCGAUUUGUCAAGAACAUUUUACCUAUCGGUGCCUUGUUCUCUGGAUCCCUGAUCUUGUCCAAUUAUGCCUAUCUUACUUUGAGUGUCCCUUUCAUCCAAAUGCUCAAGGCCUUCAACCCCGUGGCCAUUCUCUUGAUCUCGUUCGCAUUCAGGAUUCAGGAGCCCAACGGCAGAUUGAUGCUCAUUGUCUUUAUGAUCUCCCUCGGCUGUUCUCUUGCUGCUUACGGAGAACUGCACUUUGAAAUGUUCGGAUUCAUCUGUCAAUGCUUGGCCCUCCUUUUCGAAGCCUCGCGAUUGAUCAUGAUUCAGCUUCUCCUCCACGGGCUCAAGAUGGACCCCAUCGUGUCGUUGCACUACUUUGCGCCCGUUUGUGCCGCCAUCAACCUGCUCAUCAUCCCUUUCACUGAGGGCAUGGAACCAUUUUACGCCCUUCACCGGGUCGGUAUUCUCGUCCUUUUCACCAAUGCCGGUAUCGCAUUUGCGCUGAAUGUUGCUGCGGUCUUCCUCAUCAGUGUUGGCUCAGGACUCAUCUUGACCCUUGCCGGUGUUUUCAAGGACAUUCUACUGAUCUCUGCAUCUGUCUUGGCCUUUGGAUCUCCCAUCACUCCUAUCCAGGUUGUUGGAUACUCCAUUUCACUCGCUGGUCUGGUUACUUUCAAGCAGACUGGAGGCAAGUAG
Kockovaella imperatae is the source of this 1035-nucleotide messenger RNA. Its product is annotated as triose-phosphate transporter family-domain-containing protein. Gene Ontology annotation, cellular component: Golgi apparatus; trans-Golgi network; endosome. Lineage: Eukaryota; Fungi; Basidiomycota; Tremellomycetes; Tremellales; Cuniculitremaceae. The coding region runs from base 1 to 1035 and encodes 344 amino acids. The record is from RefSeq and is a predicted model, not a curated record. The transcript has 14 exons. Gene Ontology annotation, molecular function: antiporter activity.